UUGGCACAAUCGAGGGCUUUGUGCUCUGUGGCUCUCUGCAUUUUUAUUUUUAAACUAUUUGCUAGCCCUCCUAUCAGCUUGCAUCUCAGACUUGAGUCCAGUGUCUGCUCUCAAUAGCCUUCUGUAUAAAGACAGAAAAGAGCCCUUCCCCUGUCCCUCUACCCCCCUCACGCUCUCUCUCUCCCUCUCUCUUUCUCUAUGUGCCUCUCUCUCUUUCACACACUGACAAGUGCAAGUCCCCUGACAGGGAGCCUGAUCACUUUGAGAGUUGAAAGUGGAGGAGGAGGGUGCCAGAGACAUCAGGUUUGCAUAAUAUACAGAGAGAGAGAGCACCUGCCAGGUGAAUGGGCUUCGGUCAUAUGUAAUGAUAAGGAAAGUACUGGACCAUGAGGUGGGGUUGUGACAGCAUGUGUGACCCAACGGGAGCAGGAAAAAGGCACCAGUGGACCGGACAGCUCUUCUUAUACUCACUGCUAUACACUCUGAGGAGAAACAACCGUCCUAGGUUUCAACUUCAGUGGCAUUUUUAAUCUAACUGCAGUUGCUGGAUUUAUGCACAAAAGGAUAACCCUCAAUUUGGGACCAUGGUUGUCAAACAGGGGAGGCAAUGGAGGUCGAUGUGCAAAGGCCUUGUCCUGGGUGCCCUACUUACCAGCUGUAUGAUCCUGCUCUACUGCCUUUCUGCUCCACAGGUCCACUUCAACCUGCCCGAGGUGCCAGUGCCUUACUCCUGCGCUCAUCAGCCUGCUCAAGCCCACGCCACACCAUUCACAAAUGGCUCCCAGCAUGCCGCGGGACAGACGGGCCUCUGCACUCCCAAAGUGGAUGUCAUGUUCAUGAAGACCCACAAGACGGCCAGCAGCACGCUCCUCAACAUCCUCUUCCGCUUCGGAGAAAAGCACAGGCUCAAGUUUGCCUUUCCAGACAGCCGUAAUGACUUCUUCUACCCAUCCCCAUUCCAACGCUCCCAGGUCAAGGACUACAGGCCCGGCAUGUGCUUCAAUAUCAUAUGCAACCACAUGCGCUUCAAUGCACCGGAGGUGGCCAAGGUGCUCCCCACAGACACCUCCUACAUCACCAUCCUCAGAGACCCGGCUGAGCUCUUUGAAUCCUCCUUCCACUACUUUGGCCGCCUGGUGCCCAUGACCUGGAAAAUACCAGGCAAGGACAAGGUGGGGGAGUUCCUGCGCGACCCCCGCCACUACUUUGACCCUGAUGGCUUCAACUCCUUCUACCUCAAGAAUCUUCUGUUCUUCGACUUCGGGCAGGACAACACUCUGGAGCUGGGCGACCCGAGGGUGGAGGAGGGCAUCCGGGCCAUCGCAGGCUGCUUCCAGCUGGUCAUGCUGGUGGAGCACUUUGAGGAGUCCCUCAUCCUGCUCAUGGACACCCUCUGUUGGGAGAUGGACGACCUGCUCUUCUUCAAGCUCAACGCCCGGAAGGGCUCCACCGUGUCCAAACUGACCCCAGAGUUGAGGGCCAAGGCCCUGGAGUGGAACGCCGUGGACUGGAGGCUUUACCAACACUUCAAUGCAACCUUCUGGAGGAAGGUGGAGGCAUACGGGCACCAGCGGAUGGCUGACGACGUGGCGGAGCUCCGGAGGAGGAAUGCAGAGAUGGCGGCCGUCUGUAUUGAGGGAGGGCAUGCUGUGGAUGCAGAUAGCAUCCAGGAGACAGUCAUGCAGCCCUGGCAGCCCAUCGGGGAGAAGUCCAUCAUGGGCUACAACCUGAAAAAGAACGUGGACAAGGCCCACCUCAAGCUGUGCCGUAAGAUGCUCACACCCGAGCUGCAAUACCUGACAGAGCUGGGGGUCAACCUGUGGAUCACUAAGCUGUGGGGGCAUGUGAGAGACAUGAUCAACUGGUGACAAGCGGGUGACUGGAGAGAUGGGCCAAUGUUACAUUAGAGAGCAUAGAGAGAGAGAGAGAGAGAGAGAGUGAGUGAAGGAGUGAGUGAGUGAGUGAGUGAGUGAGUGAGUGAGAGAGUGAGAGUGAGAGAGAGAGAGAGUGUGUGGUAUAUCCUUGGCCUGAAUGCCUGCAUAAGGUCAUAAGGGGUUGUGUUUAGCAUGGAAUGAUGAACUCUUCCUAUGUGUCAGCAGUAUUGACUUGUUUGCCUAAAUGGAAAACUCCACCUCAAAACGAUAUUUUUGUAUUUGUUUCAUUAGUCCAUUGUUGAUAUUGUCCCAAAUGUUUUUGCAUGUCAGCAAUCAAGUUUUCAGAAAUACAGCUAGUAUGAUGCAUUUUGAAUCAUAUGAUGCUGUGUUUUGCAUAAGAUGAUGCAAAAUGCGUCAUACCAGCUGUAUUUCUGUAUUUUGAAAGUUAUAUAUCUUGAAAACCUGAUCGCUGACUAGCAAAACAUUUUGGGACUAUAUCAACA
Messenger RNA from Salvelinus namaycush (lake trout), 2377 nucleotides. RefSeq names its product galactose-3-O-sulfotransferase 1a (gene gal3st1a). Bases 585 to 1868 code for a protein of 427 amino acids. The record is from RefSeq and is a predicted model, not a curated record. Gene Ontology annotation, molecular function: galactosylceramide sulfotransferase activity. Gene Ontology annotation, biological process: galactosylceramide biosynthetic process; myelination. Lineage: Eukaryota; Metazoa; Chordata; Actinopteri; Salmoniformes; Salmonidae. Gene Ontology annotation, cellular component: membrane. The transcript has 3 exons.